This is a messenger RNA of Ilex paraguariensis (yerba mate), 953 nucleotides long. The record is from the annotation of a GenBank genome assembly. Lineage: Eukaryota; Viridiplantae; Streptophyta; Magnoliopsida; Aquifoliales; Aquifoliaceae.
GUUUUAGAGAGAGAGAGAUGAAUGGGUGAAUGUUUUAUUUGCAUCGGAUCCUUCGCCGAAGUGGGCAUGAAGAGUGAAGAUCUCUCCUUCUCACUCCCAUCCAAAACAUGGGAAAGCUAAAUCCAAAGGAAGUCACUAAAAAAACAACAAAGAUGGAUCUAAACUCCAUGGAAUGCAACUUCUUGUCAACACCCAUUUCGGAAUAUCAACCUUUUGUAGAGAGUGAGCUUCAUCAAGAACAAGAAGAAGCAGUAGAAGCACGAGAACAGGAAGAAAAACAGGAAAAAUGUGAAAAUUUUCUAUCUGCUUUGAAGAUCAAAUUGCCAUCUGUAGGAGAAUUCAAGGUUGACAAUGACUACGAUGACGACAGCGACGGGCUUAGAACUCCUACAUCGCCGGAGCAUAAAAUUCCAUUGAUCUGCCCGCCAGCUCCGAGAAAGCCCAAGUCAAUUCCAACGACAAAGCGAAAAGCUUCUAGUGGAAGAGUUCUUCUUGAUCUCUCAAGCGAGAUUGAAUCAUUUUUUACUCCGGCUCUUCUGGCAGAUCUUGGCAGAAAGAUCAAGAAAGUUAGGAAAGGGAAAGGAAAAGGGACUGUAACCUUAUUGUUCACUUAGUUGUUGAAUUAUGUGAUUUGAGCAGAAAAAAUUGCACUGAAAAUGUCAUUCCAUCAAUGACAAUGGUGUUGUCAUAUUGAUUAAGGCCAUUUCUUCUUCAUUAUGUUCUGACCUUGUCUUUCCUCUCAGUUAUUCCUUGUAUUUUGACUCUAGCUAGCUGGGAAUUGUUUUCAAUGGUGCGUUGGCUUAGGACAGAUCUCAUUCAAGGUGAUGGAGUAAAAGGCAAGAACCAAAGUCAAGUGUAUGUUGGUGCACCAAAGAAUGUUGGCUUAGCAAUUUAGCAUUCCUACUUUGAUGCACCAUUCAUUGUUAUGUAAUGCAGGUUGUGUGGUUGUUAAU